UUUUACGAUUAUUUCAGUCCGUUCUCAUUGACAUCUUAGCGGAACAAAAUCUCGGCUAGAUUAACAACUAUUUUGUACUGUAGCCGUAGAAAAUCCUCACAGAUGACAAGCACAAAUACGAUAUUCACCAUCUUGCUGUUUUUGAACACGUUCGUGUGGACUAGCGGAAACAAACAGUUUCACAAAGCCAAACGAUCGACGGCACAUGGCCACGACCUACACAAGGAUCACGUGAUAUUCCUUGGGGAGGAAGCCGCUCGUGAGUUUUACGGAUUAACACAGAAGGAGUCAAUAAGAAGACUUCGAAUGCUUGUACCUCGUAUUGACAUAAAUAAGGAUGGAUAUGUAGACGAUAAUGAAUUAACUAUAUGGAUACGUCACAAGUUACAACCUUGGACAGUCCACGAGGAUAUUGAUGCAAUAUUCCAUGAUAUUGAUGCUGAUUAUGAUAAUCAGAUUACUUGGGAUGAGUACAUGAAAAAUAUUUUUGGGUUUAUUGAAAGUGAGAAGGACAAGAAGUGGAGCAGAGAAAAUUUGUAUAAAUACAUAGAAGAUGAUCGUUUAAAGUGGAAGUAUGCGGACAAAAAUGAUGACAAAAAUCUGACAAGAGAGGAAUUUGAAUUCUUUCACCACCCACGAGAACACGAAGCGAUGAGCGAAUACAUUGCUGUGCUUGAAAUGAACGAACAUGAUAAAGAUAAGGAUGGAUUUCUAUCUUUGAAGGAAUAUCUUGACUCCAUUAAUUCACCAGCGUUUGCCGCCCUGGAUAUGAAAAAUUUUUACGAAAUUUUUGACCUUAAUCACGAUGGCAAACUCGACUUGAUGGAAAUUGAAAUAAUGAAGAAACCUAAAAGUUACGAUAAAGCCGAAGAUGAAGCUAUACAUCUUAUGGAAUAUGCGGAUGGAAAUGGGGACGGCAAGCUUGGUGUGGAAGAGUUCGCUGCAAAUUAUCAUAUAUUUGUUGGUAGUUACGGUACACGUUUUGGCCAAGUUUUGCAUGACGAAUUUUAAAUUAGUAAAGAAUUAUUAAUCAAAAUAAAGA
Molecule: messenger RNA, 1042 nt
Organism: Dendronephthya gigantea
Lineage: Eukaryota; Metazoa; Cnidaria; Anthozoa; Malacalcyonacea; Nephtheidae
Product: calumenin-like
Exons: 8
Coding region: 103-1011 (302 amino acids)
Cellular component (GO): endoplasmic reticulum
Molecular function (GO): calcium ion binding
Source: RefSeq, a predicted model, not a curated record